CUUAGUACCGUUCGGCCAUGUCAGACGUGGACUAUGUCAAGAGAGAGUCUGAAGACGUGUUAAAUGCUGAUCACUUUGAAAGUGAAGAGUCAGACUGGCAGGUACAAAAAGAGCUCGCAUUACUGAACGCCAUCUCGAAAUGCAAGCCAGUUGGCAUGCACAAGCACUUUAGGAUCAUAAGUAUUCAGCGCCAAUACAACCAAGACAACCCUUCCCCACUUACUAUAGAGGAAAUCUGGCGGGAGCUUGAGCACCUCUAUGGAAUUGAAGCUCUCAACGAAUUGGAAGAAGCGGACGAAGAGGACGAUAUGGAUAUGGACCAGCCCGGUGCAGGAGAGUUUACACUGCCUAUGGAUGAUUACGAGCAACUGAUCUUCGAACAUCGACAAGACGAUCAAUCAUCACAGCAAGGCUCCAUAUCGCCAACCAUAACUCCCUUAAAAAAGAAGGCUGCAAGGAAAGAAUCUUCACCAACAUCAUCCAUAACGGGCUCAAAUGCAUCGACUCCAGAGCCAGAGGAAGCUAAAAAAGUGCGACGACCACGAGGAAAACGAUCGGAUGCCACACCUGAGCCAGUCAGUAAAACAACGACAGGAAGGCGGUCAACGCGAGGGUCAGCGGCACCACGAGGCGGUAGAAAAACCAAAAAGAAAUAGUGAUUAGUCAGAGACGAUAUAAUUGUAAUAUAAUGUGAACUGAACAUGGUAGCGGCAAUGUUUUUAUUUUUGCAUAAUGUUUUUGGAUUGCAAUACACCUUGGCAGGGCAGUGCAAAAGAGCUGAAAAUUGGCGAAUAGUACAAGAAUUAUUAUUUCCAUCUUUUUCUUGAACCUACAAGUGAACACCUACGCUCGGAAGAACAGCCUACGUUCUACAAACAAUCAUAUCACAAUCUCAAAGCUUGUUAGCUAUUUACAGGGUUCUCAACUUUUGACAUUAUCUAUGGUUACAGUAGAAUCAAAUGCUUACCAAGCCAACUUGGAUAGAAUAAUUGAAAUGAUACUUCAAACCAGCAAUAAACUAACAACCUGUAAAUGAC
Umbelopsis ramanniana AG is the source of this 1037-nucleotide messenger RNA. RefSeq lists its product as uncharacterized. The transcript is spliced from 4 exons. The record is from RefSeq and is a predicted model, not a curated record. Gene Ontology annotation, biological process: regulation of transcription by RNA polymerase II. The coding region runs from base 18 to 656 and encodes 212 amino acids. Gene Ontology annotation, cellular component: nucleus; NuA4 histone acetyltransferase complex. NCBI's taxonomy places the organism in Eukaryota, Fungi, Mucoromycota, Umbelopsidomycetes, Umbelopsidales, Umbelopsidaceae.